Molecule: messenger RNA, 453 nt
Organism: Eimeria necatrix
Lineage: Eukaryota; Apicomplexa; Conoidasida; Eucoccidiorida; Eimeriidae
Exons: 1
Coding region: 1-453 (150 amino acids)
Source: RefSeq, a predicted model, not a curated record
AUGCUAGGGUCUUCAUACCGCCCCGCCUGCGGUGUACAGACACCCCAGCAGCAGCAGCAGCAGCAGCAGCAGCAGCAGCAGAAGCAGCAGCAGCAGAUUCAAGUUUGGCUGUCUCUUUCUCUAGCGGGACUGCUGACACAGCACAUGCGCAUCAUGAGGCGAAGCAGCAGAAGCGAAAGCAGCGGCGACUGCAGCGGCAGCUGCAGCAGCAGCAGCAGCAGCAGCAGCAGCAGCAGCAGCAGCAGCAGCAAUACCUCCUGCUGCAUUCGAAGUUCUUCUUGCUUCCUCCUGCUGCGGCGAACACCAAAGAACUGCAUAUGGCCGUCAGCCCCUCUCUGCACUUUUGGGAUCUGCUGCGCGUCGCAGCGCUCUAUCACGCUGUCGGGGCGCCUGCAGCAGCAGCAGCAGCAGCAGCAGCAGCAGCAGCAGCAGCAGCAGCAGCAGCAGUGUUAG